Molecule: messenger RNA, 1748 nt
Organism: Sander lucioperca (pikeperch)
Lineage: Eukaryota; Metazoa; Chordata; Actinopteri; Perciformes; Percidae
Product: mucin-17-like
Exons: 9
Coding region: 115-1212 (365 amino acids)
Biological process (GO): regulation of glutamate receptor signaling pathway
Source: RefSeq, a predicted model, not a curated record
CUGCAGGAUGCUGGCGAAAUGAUUCCUGCAGGGAUCAUACACACACACAGGACCACAACCCACUGAACAAAGGAACUUUUCAGCAACUCAGCAUUUGACUUUUACAGCUCAAGAAUGGAACGAGGAUUGAUCCUGUUGGUUGCUGCAUUGGGGGUUUAUGUGGCAUCGGGUGUCCAAGGAACGUCUAACUUGUCAUUUUCCAAUAAUACACAGGUGAACAUCUCUCAAAAUGGUUGUGGAGUCACUAAACUGUGUGUGCGGACUCCAGACAACUGUGAUCCAACUGGAAACACCAGCUGUCUGUUUGCAUCUGUGAUCUCCACCCCAAUAGCACCCAGCGGCUCUGCAAUGUCCUUCCAACUCAGGGGAGACUCCGUGGGAUACAUCGCACUGGGACUCACUGUGAAUGCUUCAGUUGGUACCACCAUGCUUUUCAUCUGCGCUCAAAACAGCUCCAACAGUGGGAGCUUCUUCUUCCAGGCGAUAGAUCUGACCAACACCAACAGCGUUCUCACUCCAGCUGAGAGGAUAACAACAGAAAUCCGUGGCAUUGUAAAUGGAAAUGUGAUCAAGUGUGAGUUCACUGUCCCGAACAUGAACAGCACCACCUUCUCCAUCCUCCUCGGGACUGGGACUCUGCUUGGUAAUGGUUCCAGCUCCUUCAAUAUCUCCCUGAACAGCGGCUUUCUGAACCUCGCCAACCCAGCCAGCAACGUCCCCACCACAGUACCACCAGUGGUCAACACAACAGUGGCCAACACAACAAUGCCCAACACACCAGUGGCCAGCACAACAGUGGUCAACCCAACAGUGGCCAGCACAACAGUGGUCAACCCAACAGUGGCCAACACAACAGUGGUCAACCCAACAGUGGCCAACACAACAGUGGUCAACCCAACAGUGGCCAACACAACAGUGGCCAGCACAACAGUGGCCAACACAACAGUGGCCAACACAACAAUGGUCAACCCAACAGUGGCCAACACAACAAUGGUCAACCCAACAGUGGCCAAAACAACAGUAGUCAACCCAACAGUGGCCAGCACAACAAUGGUCAACCCAACAGUGGCCAGCACAACAAUGGUCAACACAACAGUGGCCAACACAACAGUGGCCAGAACAACAAUGCCCAACAGCACUGGAGCUGUCCAGCCUCACGCUGUGCUGCUCCUGCUGAGUGUCCUCACACUAUCCGUCAUGCUGAGAGCCUGAAAGGAGUAGGCUAUCGAGUUCCCAGUUCGAUACAAUGAAGGCAGAGGAGUGGAGAACUGUUGAGUGUCAAGCUAUUGAUAAAUUGUUUUCAUGGAACUUUAAUUAAUUAAUUUGCAUUAAUGAAUGAUUAAUUUAAAAACAUUGGAAGUAUCUUUUGCACAAUGUUUUUACCUGAGAUGUACUGGAGCUGAAACUCCAGCUGUUCACUUGGUAUUUGCAAAAAUGUCCUCAUGGUUUUAGUGACUUUAGUGAUUUAAUUUGUCUGCAUAGGACUAUAGAAAACAUCUUUGUAUUCCAGUUUGCACUGUUUACUGUACACUUUGGUCUGACGAGUUUUAGCUGUGUACGGAACAUCUUGGCAGUAUAUCUCAACGGACAAACAGCCUGCACCCUUCACAGGAAACCCAACCCAAGAGUGUGGUUAUGUUUUAAUAUUGACGUGAAAUGAUCUGUGACUGUGAAAUAUUUGUUGAAGGGACAGCAAAAAAGCUCCACCUGUUCUAAAAUAAUAAAGUUGAAACUAUGGUUUCCUUGUU